UCUAUAUUUUUAUCUUUUGUUUUAGUUUUGCAAUCUUCCAAUUUACAGGAAAAAUAUUUAUUAGGAUGCAUCAAAAAUGUAUUGCUUAAAAGAAUUUUAUUAAGAAAUGCGAAAUUUGAUUGUUUAUAAACAGUUUAGAACUAUAUGUUACCCGGCGCAUUUACACGUGUAACUGACCUUUUGACCUACUAGAUGUCAGUGUAUUCAUCCACAACGUAAUCGGGUGUAGUGACAUUCCUCGAAAUUUAGUGUCUGUUUGUUAUAAAAAUGAUUAGAAGUUUUAAUGGAUUUCAAUUUUAUAUGUAAAGCAUGGCUUACAAAAGUCGAGAAGAACUAGUUGGAAAACGUUUUAUUUCUGUUAAAAGCGAUGGAAAGCUAAAAUUAUCUAAAAUUUUGGAUUGGGAAUGGCGGUCUGGAUUUGUUCGCGCUGUUUCUUCAAGAGAUUCUUCUAACGCUAAAUUUACGGUGCUAGUAGAAUUCGAUGAUACGGGUUGGAAGUCACGUGAGUAUGUUAAAGUUCACGAAGUCUUUCAAGAGUUUCUCGUAGAGCACACGCUUGUUUGGAUUGGGAAGAAAGAUUCCAACAGUCUGCCAGAACUAAGGUCGGCCCUGUGUUUCAAGCCUGUUGUGGACAAAGCCGGUCUGUUUCAACACAGCAAGAGACCCGUCGAGUUUCUCAGUGAUCGUUUGAUAGGCAUCGUUGAGGAGAAAGACAUCAGCUUUUAUAAAGAGGGUGACGAAAAUACGCUUUUGGCUGUGAGGGACAAUCCGGACGUUGUUAAGUGGAUCAAAGCCUGGACUGACUACCAGGACGGACAGAAAAUACUGCUGACCACGCCCACUGUCCUACUGGGCUACCGUGUUGAGGUGUAUCGAACGGAGGGCACAACCCAGUGGUACACGGCUGUGAUCAAGUCGUACAAUCACGCUAACAAGAGCCUGACCUUGACAGACGACACGGUGUUAGAGGAGCACAAUGAGGACCCGACCCUUAUUCAGAUGCACUUGAUUGGUGACGGAGUUGUUGAUUCCAUUCUAAACGGAGUGGAUGUUGGAGUAGCCCAGAGGAGAAGGCCACGGUGUACAGUGACCAAGCAGAACAGUAAAGAUUCAGCUUCGCUUAUUACCACCACUCGUGGACCAAUUAGUGUAGGCACUGGCAACAGUAACAACUCAGCUGUAUGUCAAGCGAGGACGUCUAAUAAUAACACAUGUACACAGCCGCCUGCAUUUAUCAAUAAUAAGGUCGCCAAAUCGCGCCAAACAAGCCUAGCAGAAGCGUCGGUUUCUGGAACAUCUGCUGGAUCAGAAGCUGCAGAGAAAGGACAACUUCUGUCCAAGAGCUCUAAGCAAACACCUAAAAGGAAAUCUGACCCCACUUUAAAGGUGGCCAAGAAGUUAAGUGCUAGUAAGACUUUAAAGAAAUCAGCCAGUGAUGAAAAUUUAGAAACAGGAAGUUUAGUAUGUAAACAGACAUGUAAUGUACUUGUGAAGCGUAUUGAAGAACAAAGUGAAGAGUCCUCUAAAUCCCAACGAUUGAGAGACAGGUCUGUACAAAAUAAGAAAAAUUCAAAGUCAGUAGUCAUUAAAAAUUCUGCAUCCCUUGAAGAAUCCAACAGUCUCCUGAAUCCUUCAGAAACUUCCAAUGCUAAGGACUGUAUGACAGAAAGUGAAGAAAAGCCCAAAGACAAAAAAAGAAAACAGACUAAAGAAUUAGAAAAUGUUUCCCAUAAAUCCAAAGAAUUUAAGGGCUCAUUAAAUGAAGUUCCUAAAGAAAGUUUAUGUCAUGGCCUAAAAAACACUCCUGAUGCACACAUAUCUGUAAAUGCUAAUGUAAAAACUCCAACUAAUGUCACUACUGACGUUUUAAGUUCUUCAUCACCUGCGCUUGUUAAUGUGAAUUCAUUAAGGAAAGAAGUCAAUCAUCUAGAGGAAAAGACUAGCAAUCAUGAGCUUUGCAACCAACCAGGGCUGAAGGCUCAAAAAAGUAAAUUAGAUGAGCAUUCAACACGUGUGUAUUUGGGGGGUAAUAUAACUGGAAACAUUUCCAAUUCUGUAGAGCAAACAGAUUCUAAUUUUGAAGAGGACAUGCACUACAAAAAACAAAUGUUAAGGGCUGGAGGAAAUAUCAGCUCUCACCCAAGCACUCCAACACUUUCAGUCACUGAAGGGAUUGAUCGUUCCCUGACUGAGCAGCUCACCAAAAGAAAUACUAAAAAUGAAAAAUUUUGCUUAAAUGGUGACAAUAAAUUAGGGCCUGAAGAAAUAUACUCUUCCACUAGUUCCUUAUCUUCACAAAGGUCAGAAUCCAGCACCACUUUGGGGAAAUCAAAUGAAUUAACUUCUGAUAGACAAAGUGCAUUCACUUGUGUUCAGUCUAGCUUAUCUAGGAGUAAUAAUGCAACUCCAGCGUCAGAGGAUAGAGCAGACUCCAGAGCCAGUGACAGUCAACUAUCUGGUCACUUGUCUGAAGACAAACGACCAGGAUCGCGACUGGAUGAAAUUCGUAGUGUAAAAAGUAGUCCAGGGUCCAGUCCGCUUGUUGUUGAUAGACAUGAAGCAGUUCAUGUAUACCGUGAUCCAGAAUUGAUGCGCAAAAAUCCUGUACAAAGUAACGUUCAAAACAUUUUAGCUCAAAAGAUGAAUCAGCCGUUUCCUGCUGGGCAUUCGUCGUCGCUUCCUGGAGCAUCAGCAACUUCUCAGUCUGUUACUGCUGCUGCAUUUACUGGAGUCCCUUCUUUGUCCACAAGAACUUUGUUGAGUACAAUUCCACCUUACACAAAUCCUCAUCAACUAACACCGUCCAUAUCACACCACUUGGCUCUUCCGUCUCAUGGAUAUCCAAUGGAUGCUGUUGUCAGAGUCCAACAGCACCAGCAGCAGUUAGCAGUCAUGCAGCAACUACAGAUGGGAGCAUACAAUCUUGGAACUUCUAGUUCACUGGAGGCUUUGUGGCAAAGAAAGCUCCCCCCUACCAAUCCCAUCCCUGCACAGUGGUUGCAACAAAAGCCCCCAGAAAGUCUUCUGGCUAGUGAACUAGCUGCAGCUUUACACAUUCAAAAACUUGAGCAAGAGCGUAGAGAGCAUGAGCAGAGGAGAGAGUUGGAAAGACUUGAACGUGAUCGAGAGAGACUAGAGCAAGAACGUCGUGAUAAAGAACGGAGAGAAGUACUUGAAAGAGAACGGGUAGAAAAGGAGAAGAUCGAGCGAGAAAAGGCUGAAAGAGAGCGGUUAGAAAAAGAAAGAAUAGAUAAAGAGCGCCAGGAACGUGAGCGCCAAGAGUGGGAACACAAUCAAAAUCAGGAGCGUAUUUUGCGGGAAUCUGUUGAUACAGUAGCAGCUGUUGAUCAACAUUUUGCCGAAUCAUUGACCAGAUUGGCCACACAACAGGGAAUAGGUAUGUUUCCCUCAAUUACAAGAGGCACAGGAAGGGGUUUUAUUCCCAAAACUGAAAGCCACCAUUCUCUUCCAUCACACAGUCUACCAUUUGAUAAACAGAUAGAGAGGAAGGAUAAAAUCAAAAGGGAACCUGAGCCUCUACCUGAUGAUAAAAGAUAUUUGACAAAGCCUUCCAGUGAAAAAUCAUCAGUAUUUGCAAAUUAUUCAUACAACACUAACUUCCAAACUAGUUCAGGGAUUACACAGCCUAACCAAAAGCCAGUUUUUAAUCUGUAUGGAUAUCCGUUAUCACAUUCAACAAUAACAACUGAACAGCUCAAACAAAGAGGUCUUGUAUCUGAGCCCAGACAAAUCAAGGAGGAAACCCAAGACAAAAAACUUUUUUAUUCCAGCAAUUCCCCUGUCAUGUCAAUGCAUAGCAGUCAAUCAUAUCUCCCCAAAGACAUUAAACGGGAGGCACACAGUUCUGUUAUUGUGAAAAGAGAUACUAAACCUGUUAUAAAAAUGGAAACACCAGUGGCAGCACAUUCUCAUCACAACUCUCCAUCAUCACCACGACCUCAACAGCCCAGACCAGCUCAUACUCCAGAACAUAGACCAGAUCGACCAUUAUCUUCAUCCACUAGUCCUGCUACUGGUAUCCAUUCUCACCUUCUACACCAUUCCAGCCCUGUUCCUAGUGGCACACAGACAUCUCUUAGUACAAGCUUUCAUUCAGUUGACACACACAGUUCACCGAGAUCUCAAAGUCCUUAUAAGCCAGCUACUAGUCAGUCACAACCAUUGAACUUUUGUAAAUCUCCAAAUACUAUCAAGAAAGCACAUGAGCAACAGCUUCUACAAACUCAUUCAAAUUAUUCUGCUCCUAUAGCUCAAUUACCUGUCUCAAUGCCUAGUUCAAAUGCUUACAGCUAUAGCCUCAUUCAACAAGGCCUAGUCCCCAACCCCAUCUACAGCCAGGGUGGAUCUUCUCAUUCUUCAGGACCACCACUUUCACAGCACACUCCUAGCCCACUUGUAGCAAGUUUACCUACUAAUUUAUCUCAGGUCACAAAGCCUUCUCAACUGAGUCCGCCUGGUUGCAAAAGAAAAAGUGGCAGCAAGGAUAGUAGUAAUGCCAACAGAAAAAAGCAAAAAGGCCUAAAUGAUGUGCCUGGUGUUGGACAACCUUUAUCCAUUCCUGUUACUACUCCUCAAAUUCUCACAAAUCCAUCACCAUACACAACCAGCAGCAGCACAUCAAUUUCCAAACCUAAUACAGCAUUAUCUACUGCAUUGUCCUCCAGCAGCCUUCCAUCUGUAAACUCCAGCUCCUAUAAUGACAGCUUUAAAUCUUUUGUAGAACAAACAGUUCAGAUAGCAUUCCUUCAAGAUGAAAAGAAUACCCAAGAAAAGGCUGAGAGAGAGAGGUUAAUGGCAUCUUUUGGCAGCACUAAGCAAGAUGACAGAAAAGCUGAACCAUCUGUUCAGUCAGUGCCUAGUGUAACUCAAGCUGCAGCAUCAGCAUUAAUAGCAUCUAGACUAGAUUUGCCUCCAGCCUCAGACUCUUACAAUAAUCGUAUAAUGGAAACAAUCAAUCGGGUUGCCAAUAAUCAAGCAGACACGGACUCAGAUACACUUAGUGCCUCCAGUCCUCCUCCUCAAAGUAAACCUGACAACCACAGUCCUCUCAACAAAAAUGUUAGUUUGUCAGGUUCCAGUCAUCCUCACCAUAUGAAGAAAGCUUGGUUACAGAGACAUGAUGAGGAUAAAAAGUAUGAAACACCUGUGUUGUCUCAGUGUGAAGAUGACUCAAAUACUAGUAUUGGUCAUUCAAGGGAUAUAAUAAGUUGUGUGGAAAAUUCCACUCCUCACUCCGACCAAGGCAAUGAAAGUUUAGGAGCCACACCUGCUAAUGUUGUUGUAACAUUGUCCAAUGGCACUGUCAGUGAUCUUAACCACAACAGUGAUGAAUCUACCUCCUCAGCAUCAGAAUCUGAAAUGCAGAAUUCAUCUAAAGAUUUUGGUACCAAGAAACGAAAUCAGCCAUCAAAGCCAAAUUCUGGAUUGGCAAAGAAGAGUAGGACUGAAUCAGGUAAAGAGUCCCCAGUGUCCACUCCACCUCCAUCAUCUAGCAAUAGUAGUAACUCCUCACGGAAAAAAAAUAGCACAAAUAAGCGAAAUAAAUUGGAGAAAGACAAACUAAAGGAUGAACAGGGUUACAGCUCUGCAAAGCAAUCUCGAGAUAACAGUCCUGUGCCACCCAAACAAGAUAAGAACAAAAUGUCAUCACUGCCAAUGGUUUCAACACCAUCUCCACAUUCUCCAGAACGAUCUAAUCCUUCCCCUGCAUUAUCAGAGAGUAACACAGCCAACAUGUCUCCUGCUUCGUCCACAUCAUCAAAUAGCAGUAAUACAGCUACAUCUUCCAAGUCUGGUAGCAAAAAUCUAAAUAAAGACAAAAAGAAGACACGGCGUAAUCAAGAGUCAUCAUCAAAAGACAGUAAAAAAAGUUCAUCUUUCAACAAACCUUUAGUUAAAAUGACUGUUGCAAAUUUGAAAAGAACCAUGAUUCCAUUUAUUCAAGAUGGUCCAUGUAGUGAGAUUACACCAAAAUUAACCAAAUGUAGAGAAUGCAAGAUGACACCAGUUCAGAGAAGCAAAAAACAACCAAAUAUUUUCUGUAGAUUUUAUGCAUUUAGAAGACUUAAGUACAAUCCAAGAGGACUUGUCACAAUUCAUGGAUUUUCUGAAUUGUCUGAUGCAGAUCCUGAUGAUAUAGAGCCUUGGCUCCCACGUUUUCCAAUUGAGGAGCCUGAGCUUGAUGUUGAAAAUUCCAAAUUUAUAAUUGCUAAAGUUGGUGACAAGUUUUGUGAGCUUGUUGAACAAGAAAAAGAAGCUAAGUCUUGGGCACGGGAUGAUGUAAAAAUUGUUUGGAAACGAGCUGUAAUGGGAGUUAGAGAAAUGUGUGAUGUUUGUGAUACCACCUUAUUUAACAUGCAUUGGGUCUGCCAGAAAUGUGGAUUUGUUGUUUGUCUUGACUGUUACAAAGUUCGGAUAAAGGAAGGCAAAAAAGCUUUGAUUGAUGAUAAAUGGCUAACUUGUAGUGCUAAUAGACAAGCUCAUAAAGCCAGUGAAAUGAUGCUUACUCAGAUCAUUCCUAGUGAUGCUCUUUGGGAGUUAGGUAGACUGAUACAUGACAUUCGCACAAAAUGGUCUAUACCUUCUAAUUGCCCUUGUGGUGGAGGAAAUUCAGAGAACAAGCUUGUUCCCAAAAAUGGUAUUAAUCAGCAGCUUCUUAAUGCUGUUAACACACGCAAACUGCCAAAUGGUUAUGGUUCUGAAGAGCAUGGCAACAAGCACUCUAACAAGUCUAAGAAACCUCAAGAGAAUAUUCCUCUAAAAAACUUAGAUAGCUACAAUCCAGACACAACAUCCUCUCCUUUAAGCAUUUUAGCUGAAAUUGCAACAAUGGAGCCAGAGUCCAAAUUAGAUGCUAAAAGGAAACUGGAAAAGACUAGCGUGCAAGAUGAGUCUUUGGAAGAAACUGAUAAAAAGUCAGGUUGUUCCACACUAAGAGAACUUUUAACCAAGACAGCUGGAAAGCCCAAAGUAACCAAUGACAAGAAGGGAAAGAAAGGAAGUGGAUUAAGUACAUUAGAUGAUAUAAUCCAAUCAGUUGUUGAAAAAAGCUGUACUGAUGGUGGUAGUGCUCCUUUCAAGUUCCUUCAUUACACUCCACGUCUUGGUGGAUGGAAAAGAGAGGUACCCAUCAUGGUUCAUAAUCUAACAGAAACAAGUGUAUUAUAUCCUGAUGUGCCACAUUCAUGGCUGUGUGAUGGAAGACUAUUAAGAUUACAUGAUGCUCACCAUAAAGGAAACCUACAGAUCUUUCAAGAGCAGUGGAAAAGAGGCCAGCCUGUUUUGGUUUCUUGUGCAAAUAAAAAAAUGAAUAUUAACUUAUGGAAGCCAGAAGUAUUUAGUAAAGAGUUUGGACAUUUGGAAAAUGAAGUAGUUAACUGUCGCACAGGAAAUACAAUCAUAGGUCAUACAAUGGGAGAUUUUUGGGAUGGAUUUGAGAACCUUACAAAUCGGCCUGUAGAUGAAAAUGAUGACCCUAUGUUACUGAAAUUAAAAGACUGGCCUCCUGGUGAUGAUUUUAGUGAACUACUACCUUCCAGAUUCCAAGAUCUAAUGCAAGCACUUCCUCUUCCUGAAUAUACUCAGAGAAAUGGAAAAUUGAAUCUUGCGUCACGCCUUCCUGACUUUCUUGUACGGCCUGACCUCGGGCCUAAGAUGUACAAUGCUUAUGGGUCUUCACAGUUCCCUAAAGAAGGAACUACAAAUCUUCAUUUGGACAUCUCUGAUGCUGUGAAUGUAAUGGUUUAUGUUGGUAUCCCAUGGGAUGGUCCAGGUGGACGUAAAGCUCAAGAAGAAGCUGCUGUUAAAGCUAUUGAUGAUGCUGGUUGUGAUAGUAUUACUAAGAGGCGAGUUCGAGAAGUACAUGAAAUACCUGGUGCUCUUUGGCACAUCUAUGAUGCUCAUGAUGCAGAUAAAAUCAGGGACUUUUUAAACAAGGUUGCUAAAGAGCGUGGUGAGAUCAUUGAAAAAGAUCAUGAUGCAAUUCAUGACCAAAGUUGGUAUUUAGACAAAGAGCUUUGUGACAGACUUUUGAAAGAGUAUGGUGUUCAAGGUUACACAAUUGUACAAUGUCUGGGAGAUGCCUUGUUUAUCCCUGCUGGAGCCCCACAUCAGGUACGCAAUCUUCAUAGUUGUGUCAAAGUUGCAGAAGACUUUGUAUCCCCUGAACAUUUGAACCACUGCUUUAGAUUAACUCAAGAAUUUCGUCAGUUGUCUGAGACCCAUUCCAAUCAUGAAGACAAACUGCAGGUGAAGAAUAUCAUUUAUCAUGCUGUGAAGGAUGCAAUUGCUGUUUUACGAGAACACAACCCUGAAGAUGAAUAAGACAGAUUUGGAUGCAAAUUCAGUACAAAAACAAUGCUGCUACAAAAGCUGCAGUUAGACAUAUUCCUGAAUUCAUAUUCAGUACAAAAACAAUGCUGCUACAAAAGCUGCAGUUAAGACAUAUUCCUGAAUGCAUAUACAGUACAUAAAUUGCUGCUACAAAAGCUGCAGUUAAGACAUAUUCCUGAAUGCAUAUACAGUACAUAAAUUGCUGCUACAAAAGCUGCAGUUAAGACAUAUUCCUGAAUGCAUAUACAGUACAUAAACUGCUGCUACAAAAGCUGCAGUUAAGACAUAUUCCUGAAUGCAUAUACAGUACAUAAACUGCUGCUACAAAAGCUGCAUUUAGAUGUACUUUUAUCUCCCCCUGUUCUAAACAGUGAAUAAAGAGAUUUCUACAUGUGUGACAAAACAUUAAGUGACUUACUGUGUUCAUGGAGAUGGCUGCCCAAAACAUUUCCAAAGACAAUGGUGUUUGGAUGGAAGUUUAUCAUUGUGUACGUCUGUGAUUCCAUGUUGUCAUUUCACUACAUCAUUACUUAAAAUCUGAUCCUUUGUUUCAAAUCCUGUAAGAGGCUUAGUUUGGAUCACAUUACUAUUUUUGGUCAGAUUUCACAAAAUAUGUUGUCUCUAUUAGUUCAUACCAUGGUUGUGACUGAAAUGGCAAUUACUUGUAACAAUGCUAUCGUACCUCUGCAGUCCCCUCUCAUUGCAAAGUUUUAUGGCUGUCUGACUAUAUGUCAAGUUGCUCUUAACAGAAAUUAGUUUUAUAAUAAAUCUAAUCUAUACAUCUAUACAUAAAUCUAUAUAUACUAAUAGUUAUUUGACACUUGAUAAGAACCUAAGUAAGUUGCCAUGCUUUAUUUGCUGCAUUACUAUGUUAAUGCUGUGUAUUACACACAAAAUUAUUUGUGUAUAAAAACUAUAAUUACUGUUUGAUCCCAGUGUGUGUACUAUCAAAUACAAAUAGAUGUAAGCUACAUUCUGUCAUCCUCUGUUUGAUAGUCAUCAUUUGAUGUUCACAUCUCUGUACAUAGCAGAGUGAUAAUAUAAUAUAUCCCAUGUAGAUAUGUAAGAUUAUAUACAAAUGAUCUAAUAAUCAUGUUUCUGUGAUUGUUCUCAUAAUAUUGAUGUAUUGGUAGAUGAAGAAAAUGUGAUUUUUUGUUUGUUUGUUGGGUUCUCUUUAUUUGGUGUUUUUUUUUUUUUUUUUUUUAAAGCCUUCAUUUUUAAAAAGCUUAUGUUUUUUGCCAUUCUUUGUCAAGUUGAAUUUAGUUUUCUAUACUUUCUCUUUAGCCAUUCAUUUCUUAAUAAGCUUCAGAACUUGACAUGUUAACUGAAAAAUUAGUUUAGGAAUAAUAAAGAUAUUUUAUCAAAGCUUGUAAUUUAGAAAUCAUAAUUAAAUUAUUUGAUAUUCAUUAUGUAAGCAUUUGACAUAUGAGACAUAUUGUCUGUGUGCCAAUUGGUCAUGUCACCACAACUUACGGUGAUCAGAUUAGACUGAUAUCUUGAUUUAUUUAUUAGUUAUUUUAACUUAUGAUCAUAAUUGUUCCUGACUGAUUCCUAUCACAUAAUAUUUUGCUCAGUUUCACUCACACAAAAAAAAAUUGCAUAAUUCACAAGUCAAUAGAUAAUAUAUGGUCUCAAAAUUUGUCAGCUUAUUGACAAUUGAGGUUUAGCUUUUUUUUUUUAAAGUGUUCUUCAGAAAUUCUACUAGAUUUGUUGUUGUGACUAGAAAGCUAAGUAUCAAAAGUUUGUUUUGGGUUAAAUGGUGUCUUGUUACUAUACUGAGUAUUAUAAAAUAUGCCAUUAGGGAGUGUCUGUGAAUGACAGCUGUUAUUUCCUGUGUUUAUGCAUAACAGCUAGAGAUUUUAGCUUUGUCUGUCAUGUACACUUGAAUUAUAAAACAAAUGAAUCUAAAAUAAAGUUCUUUAACAUUUC
Messenger RNA from Biomphalaria glabrata, 10281 nucleotides. Its product is annotated as lysine-specific demethylase 3B-like. The record is from RefSeq and is a predicted model, not a curated record. Lineage: Eukaryota; Metazoa; Mollusca; Gastropoda; Planorbidae. Gene Ontology annotation, biological process: regulation of transcription by RNA polymerase II. Gene Ontology annotation, molecular function: histone H3K9 demethylase activity; transcription coregulator activity; chromatin DNA binding. Gene Ontology annotation, cellular component: histone deacetylase complex; chromatin. Bases 310 to 8343 code for a protein of 2677 amino acids. The transcript is spliced from 27 exons.